Cladocopium goreaui is the source of this 724-nucleotide messenger RNA. Lineage: Eukaryota; Dinophyceae; Suessiales; Symbiodiniaceae. The record is from the annotation of a GenBank genome assembly.
AGGGCAGCACUUCCGCUAUGUAGAUACAUCAUGCUGCGGGAUGGCAGAUGCGCAGCGGUUUGGUCAACAAGUCGUUGAGCGAGCGCCACCUGAGAUGGUCUCCAAGGACGUGCACGUCCCAAAGUUGGCCGAGGUCUGCAUGCGCCAGGCGGUGCGCUUGGAGGAGCUGCAAGCGGAGCUGGAGAAGGCGAGGAAUGGAGAAAGAUUGGCGCAGGAGGCUUUGGAAAAGGAACGCAAGACGCAUGCGCAAGAGACGGCGGAGUACACAGAGAAAGUGGAGCAGAUGAGCAGCUUUCAGGCUGCCUUGCAGCGAGAGAACAAGCUCUUGCUGGAGGAGCUGGUCUCCAUCCUGGGACGGACCAAGGUUCUGAAUGCAGAGAUGGCUUGGAUCCACCAGAGUCUGCCGCGAAAUGAGUGCAGCAGCCAAAAAGCCUUUCCCAGCUCUCCAAGCAACUCACAGCAGGUGCUUCCACUGCCACAGCACGGAAUGCUUUCGCCGCAGCACGCGCUGCUUUCACCCCCGCAGCCAUGCGCGCCGCACAUUGGUUGGCUGCAAGGCCAGGCCGAAGCAUCGGCAUCCUUGAUCCAUCCAAUGAGACGUGCCUGCGAGGCCAAACGAUUCGGCCCCAGUGACUACCACGUGGUUCCAGCGUACACUGACAUCAGAUCGCUGCAGAACAGUCAGUUUCAGAAAAAAACACGCCGUUGGAUUCCACUUCCUUGA